This is a messenger RNA of Acipenser ruthenus (sterlet), 2150 nucleotides long. Its product is annotated as DNA topoisomerase 3-alpha-like. The transcript has 4 exons. The record is from RefSeq and is a predicted model, not a curated record. Gene Ontology annotation, cellular component: nucleus. Gene Ontology annotation, biological process: DNA topological change. Gene Ontology annotation, molecular function: DNA topoisomerase type I (single strand cut, ATP-independent) activity; DNA binding. Lineage: Eukaryota; Metazoa; Chordata; Actinopteri; Acipenseriformes; Acipenseridae. Bases 759 to 1154 code for a protein of 131 amino acids.
CACUAAACGUGAGUCAGAAGAUGCGUAUCUUAACGGGUGUGUAAAGGGUUUGAUUACAGUUCUAGUUCAAGUAAUUCGUUUCUAUGACAAUAACUUUAGCGCUUAAGUGUGCAGAACGCAAACUCAUUCAAACACUGAGAGGUGAUUCUGACGGUCAACGGCGUUAUAUUUAAUCAAAUGUAAAGAAUCGCAUAUUAAAUAUACACGUUUGUUUUUUUAAAUCGCACAUUAUCAUUAGUGGGGAGCUGGGCAAGUGAUACAGGGAGGUGACGCAUUACGCGCUGUGUUGAGACUGACAGCAGUCCGGGAAAGGUUAAGUGCUGUGUGUGUUGCCGAAAAGAACGAUGCGGCCAAAGGGAUCGCAGAGAUCAUGACUAACGAAUAAACAUUUGCUCCUCCCUACAGAAUGUCACUGUAUCGAUACCUCUGUUUCAGGUCAUCUCCUGGGGCUGAAGCUCCUUUUCAGAAGUGGUAAGCACCCUUAAAGCAAGUCAGGCUAAACAAGAUGCUGUGUAUCACGGGACACAUCUCUUUGCAUGAAUGAGUGCAUGCUUGUGUCAGAGAAUGCUUUGCUGUAGAAAUGCCUUUCACAUUUUUUCGUCUUGCAGCACAGUUUCAACCCAGUCGUCCUGUUUGAUGCAGAAGUGGAAAAAUACUGCCCAGGCAACUAUGUGGAUGUCAAGGUACAGCAAUGUACUGCAGUGGAGCAGAAUUUGCAGGUGUUCUGCGCCUGCUUCUCAGAGAUCACCCCCAACUCAAUGAGGAAUGCCUGCCAGAACCUAGCGGACCAGAACGUCAGCGAUGUCAGGCAGGAGUUGGACCUUCGGAUCGGUGUGUUCAAGAAGCAGCUGGACGAGUUCAUCGUCCGACACUUCCUGGCUUGCUGCUCCCAGGAUGCACAGGGGCGGGAAACUACGGUAGACAUUGACAUCGCCCAGGAGAGGUUUGCAACGUACGGGCUAAUGAUCAUUGCCAGGAACUACCUGGAUGUGUACCCUUACGACAUGUGGUAUGCGAAGGUGAUCCCAGUGUACGAGCGUGGGUCCCGGUUGCAGCCCACCACCAUUGAGAUGCUGGACGGAGAGACAAGCCCACCACAGCUCUUUACUGAGGCUGACCUCAUCUCACUCAUGGAGAAGCACGGCAUUGGUUAGAGAAGCAAUUUUCUUGUUUCAAAUGACUAACAAGUUGUUUUUGAAGAAGAACAGUUUGUUUUUGUAGAAGGGAUAUGGUCUAAAUUAUUGUAGCAAUUUACUUCCUAGCUACUAAAAAAAAAAAUAGAUCAAGUUGCUACACCCUUGUUUUUUGGAUACAGGCUCCGUAUCUGAGGGUGUGUUCAAUUGCCUGUGCUGGCUCACAGAUUUAUUACUCCAUUGCCCUCAGCCUAGCUCCAGUGUUUUCAGGACCUUCAGUAAAUCUGUAAUUUGUGUAGUUAUUUAUUUAUUAACUGGGAGAAAUGAAAACCAAUGCAGAAUUAGUUUUUAAACCAAGUAAAGCUUUAUUGAAUACAUCAUUUUAAAACUAUUGAACUCUGCUCCAACAAGGACAAGCUCAUAUUAGUAACCAAUCCAGCAGUGUGUCAAACUACCAGCUGCAUAGAAAACACUUAGGUUAUAAGUGCACUAAGUGGUGAAAGAUUUAACAAAAAUCAAAUAAAAAUUACGAGAAUAUAUUUUAGUAUGAAACACUUAGUAUGAGUUAACAUUUAAAUUAAGACAAAAAUACAUUUUAUAAUACUAAACAAUGCCUAUUUCUCAGUUCAGCCCUUCUACAGAACUAUUGACAGCCAAGUAGUUUCCAUGCAGGAGGAUUUCUCAUUAACUGACGAACCAUAUUUACAUGCAAUUCUCUUUGGCCAGAAUCCCCAAAUGACCACCUGCCUGUGCAAUGCACAGCAACUCCUCAAUGCAUGAAAACCAGUUAUACUGAAAAAGCUUUUUGUUCAACUUGAGAGCAAAUCUAUGGUACCCUGUACUUGUUUUGCCACUGACCUGUAACCAACAAAUGCAAAAGGUACAUUAAGUACAAUUACAAUACAGAUAGCCAAUACAAAAUCAGACAGAUUUUGCUUUUCAGGUCUAUCUUUAUAAAAUUCAUUCAAGCCAUUUAAAAUGAGUUGACAGACACUAGAGCAUCAGAACAGUUCACUU